Molecule: messenger RNA, 2196 nt
Organism: Acanthocheilonema viteae
Lineage: Eukaryota; Metazoa; Nematoda; Chromadorea; Rhabditida; Onchocercidae
Source: the annotation of a GenBank genome assembly
AUGAUGUUGAUUAAUGAUGAUGUUGUUAAUGACAAUAAUAAUGAUGAUGAUGAUAAUGAUGAUGAUGAUAAUGAUGGUGGUAAUAAUAUGAUGGUAAUGAUGAUGAGGGUGCCAAUUCCAUAUCGUAGCCAGCUGCAGGAGAAAAUUGAACCUGGGCAAACACUGAUUAUUAAAGGAUCGACAAUUGAUGAAAGUCAACGGUUUACGGUAAAUUUGCACUGCAAAGCAGCAGAUUUUAGUGGAAAUGAUGUACCACUACAUAUUUCAGUCAGAUUUGAUGAAGGCAAAAUUGUAAUGAAUAGUUUUGCGAAUGGAGAAUGGGGUAAAGAAGAACGCAAGAGCCUUCCGUUCAAAAAAGGUACACCUUUCGAUAUUCGAAUUCGAGCACAUGAUGAUAAAUAUCAGAUUUUCUGCGAUCAGAAAGAAUUCAAAGAUUUCGAACACCGCUUACCACUGUCUUCUGUCUCUCAUCUAUCGAUUGAUGGCGAUUUAUAUCUUAAUCAAGUGCAUUGGGGCGGAAAAUAUUAUCCUAUACCUUAUGAAAGUGGUAUUUCACAAGGUUUGAAUGUUGGCAGAACGCUACUAAUAUUCUUAUGCCCGGAGAAGAAGGCAAAACGUUUCAAUAUUAAUUUAUUAAAAAAGAACGGUGAUAUUGCACUACAUUUCAAUCCUCGCUUUGAUGAAAAGUCAGUUACUCGUAACGCUCUUCAAGCUGGCAAUUGGGGUAAUGAGGAGAGAGAAGGCAAGAUACCAUUCGAGAAGGGUGUUGGUGCUGAUGUGAAAAUUGUUAAUGAAGAAUAUGGAUUUCAGAUUUAUGUGAAUGACAUACGAUUUUGUUCAUUUGCACAUCGUUCCGAUCCUCAUGAUAUUACCGGUUUACAAAUUCAUGGAUGUGUAUAUGACAGCGUAUUGAAGGACACAUUAACGAAGCAGAUGGUAGCAAAAACUGUGAUAAUUUUAAUUGAUGCUUGGCAAGAGCAGUUUUUCUAUGGUCGAAAAGCCAUGCAAUUUUUACGCCAGCUAACAAGUAGUGGUCAAGCUGUAGCCUUCAUUGCGCAUGUGCAAACGCCUACUGUAACGAUGCCAAGGAUUAAGGCAGUAACAGCUGGUAUGGUACCUUCAUUUGUCGAUGUGGUGAUGAAUUUUGCGUCCACUUCUAUAUCAAGCGAUAAUAUCAUCGAUCGACUUAAUGAUAAAGGUUACAGAUGUACAUUUUGCGGUGACGAAACAUGGCUCCGCUUAUUUCCCAACCAUUUCGAUAACCAUUCAGUUGGGGUCACAUCAUUCUACGUCAAUGAUUUCAAAGAAAUUGAUGAUAAUGUGACACUCUGCAUGCGUUCACGGCUUGAAAACAAUGCUAUCGAAACAUGGGAUGUGAUGAUUCUGCAUUAUUUGGGACUUGAUCAUAUAGGACACUCUCUGGGUGGCAAACAUAGCGAACUGAAUAGUAAACUUAUUGAAAUGGAUUUCGUUAUCGAAGAAAUCUACAAAAGACUUUACAAAAUAUACAGUACGAACUUUUCCAUAAUUGUAUUUGGUGAUCAUGGAAUGACCGAAGGUGGAAGUCAUGGUGGUUCCUCAGAAUUAGAAACUCAUGUACCUAUUGUUUAUGUUGAUGGAAAAAAACGACGUUCCAGGAGCGAAACGUUGUAUGUAUCAUCGGUUGAACAAGUUGAUAUCGUUCCAACACUGUCAACUCUUUUCAAUGUGGCAAUUCCGAGAGAGAAUCUCGGUGUUACGCUUUUACCUUAUAUUGGCACGGAUCAAUCAAGUUUCUCAAUGCUACUAUUCGUAUUGCGAAACGCCGAACAGUUUUGGAAGCUGGAUAAAACAUCAAACAAGCUAAAUCAUUGUAUCAGUCGUUCUUAUGACAGUUUGCAUAAACACUGUGCAAUGAAUAUUUCUCAAAAUAUUGAUGAAUUGAUUAGAGAAUGCUUGGAAGAAUUACACAAAGUUCAGUCGAAACUUUUACGUAUGGAAACGGAUUUGGACAUUAUACGGAUAAUGGUUGCAAUUGGUCUUUCUUUCAUUAUAUCAUGCAUUUGUGGCUGUUUGGCAUAUUUUACUUAUUCACAUGAUAUUUAUGCCUUUGGAAAUGGAGAUCUCUCAGCACAUUUGGCUAUUUUUACGCAGUUAUUACAUUUUGCUACAUUUUUUGCAUCAAGUUUAAUAGAAGAAGAGCAUGAUUUACAGUAA